This is a messenger RNA of Silurus meridionalis, 8746 nucleotides long. It is a transcript of the gene kif13ba, whose product is annotated as kinesin family member 13Ba. The record is from RefSeq and is a predicted model, not a curated record. Gene Ontology annotation, biological process: regulation of protein localization; microtubule-based movement. Lineage: Eukaryota; Metazoa; Chordata; Actinopteri; Siluriformes; Siluridae. The transcript is spliced from 40 exons. Bases 1120 to 6576 code for a protein of 1818 amino acids. Gene Ontology annotation, cellular component: adherens junction. Gene Ontology annotation, molecular function: microtubule motor activity; microtubule binding; ATP binding.
CCCGGAUGUAAGGGGGCGUAUCUUUGCCUGAUGACUGACGGGAGGAAGCUGAUAUGUGAGGUGAUUUGAGCGGCCAGUCCCGGAUUCUCAGGCUGUCUCUCCCCCGCUUCCCUGCGCUCUGAUACACCGGGCUUCUCUUCCUUCCUUCCUUUUUUUUAUAGCGUUUAUUUUCCUUGAUAUGACGCGGACCAAGAGAACAUGAGGCCGUCCUUUCGGGAGAGUCCUAAUGGAAUGCUGUCGGAUGGAACCGCGUGUGUCGCCGCUAUGGGGAUUUGAUCAUGAAGUCCGUUAGCCAGGCAGCGCCGCCGCCGACGCCGCCGCUGCUGUGUGACGCUAAGCUAAGCUGAGGCGAUUCCUAACACUGUCAUGGUGUAAUAUUUCGUUUGCUUUUUUCAAUCGUCUGUAAAUUUUAUCGUAUUGUUUAGGCUUUUUUUUAAAUAUAUUUUUCCUUUUUAUUAAAUUGAUAACACCAGUUUGCGGUGUAUGUUUAGUCACCGGUCAGCUGGCUAGCUAAUAAAUAAUCGACAUGACUAGCAUGGCUGAGUUAGCGGAGAGAAUUCUUUUGUCAGAGCAGAAAUAGUUUUAUAUUUAUAUAAGAAAGGUGAAGAAUAAAAGUUUGAUGACUUUUCUUUUUUUAUUAUUAUUACGAAAAGCAGUAUUGCACUAGAUGAUAAAAUAAUAUUCGAGUCAAUUCAGUGAUCAUUCUCGCAAUAUCAUUGAGAGUCCACUGUGAGUGAGGGUUUAAAGAUCUUCUCUGACACCUUCACGAAGCUCCAGAGGCCUUGCUUGAUCUUCAGUGGAGGUUUGGUGACACUCCGGCACGGAUUUGUCAGACUGUCACCUUCCUGUUCCUGGUUCAGGAUUAUUCAUUUUCGUAUUAAAUCUCCAUCAAGACAAAAAAAAUGUGAAUUGGGAGAUCCUGAAACCCAGAUUGACCUCAUGAUGGCCUCUUUUCUUCUACAUGACUUUGCCACCCCGGAGGCUAAAAUGUCAAAAUAAAUUUCGAAGGAUUUUGGGAUUUAUGGACAUGGAUCUCUAAAGCAUCUGGAUCUCUCUAUCACUCUCUCUCUAUCUCUUAACGUCUGUCUUCUUGCGGGUGAAAGCUGUUGGUCUGCAAACAUGGGAGAAACCAGUCUGAACAACUCGAAUGUCAAGGUGGCCGUCCGCGUCCGACCCAUGAACCGGAGAGAAAAGGACCUGAACACAAAAUGUGUGAUCGAGAUGGAGGGGAACCAAACCUUCCUGCAUCCGGCAAGCGGGAACCUGGGAAAAGCCGACUCCAGCAGGAGUCAGCCCAAGGUUUUCGCUUACGAUUACUGCUUCUGGACCAUGGAUGAAUCCGAAAAGGAAAAAUAUGCAGGACAAGACAUCGUGUUUCAGUGCCUCGGGGAGAGUUUGCUUCACAACGCCUUCCAGGGUUACAACGCCUGCAUCUUUGCAUACGGACAAACCGGCUCAGGAAAAUCAUAUACCAUGAUGGGGUCUGCAGAUCAGCCAGGUCUGAUCCCACGUCUCUGUAGCUCGCUUUUUGAGCGCACACUGCAGCACCAGCGAGAGGAGGAGAGCUUCACCGUAGAGGUCUCCUUCAUGGAGAUCUACAACGAGAAAGUUCGGGACCUCCUCGACCCCAAGGGGAGUCGUCAAGCUCUGAAAGUGCGAGAACACAAAGUCCUAGGACCGUACGUGGACGGACUCUCUCGGCUCGCCGUGAGGAGUUACAAGGACAUCGAGUCGUUAAUGUCCGAGGGGAAUAAAUCUCGCACCGUGGCCGCCACCAACAUGAACGAAGAAAGCAGUCGCUCCCACGCCGUUUUCAACAUCAUCCUCACACACACACUCCGGGACCUGCAGUCUGGGACCAGUGGGGAGAAAGUGAGUAAGCUGAGUUUGGUGGAUUUGGCUGGAAGUGAGAGAGCAGCUAAAACUGGUGCGGCUGGUGAGAGGCUGAAGGAAGGAAGCAACAUUAAUAAGUCUUUAACCACACUGGGGCUGGUGAUCUCAGCGCUGGCUGACCAGGGUGCAGGAAAGAACAAGAGCAAGUUUGUGCCUUACAGAGACUCCGUGCUCACAUGGCUGCUUAAGGAUAGUUUAGGAGGAAACAGCCGGACUGCCAUGGUGGCUACGGUGAGUCCGGCAGCCGAUAACUAUGAAGAGACUCUGUCCACGCUGCGCUACGCCGACCGUGCCAAGAGCAUCGUCAACCACGCCGUCGUGAACGAGGAUCCCAACGCCAGGAUCAUCCGACAGCUGAGGGAAGAGGUGGAGAAGCUCCGGGAUCAGCUCACGCAAGCAGAGUCUAUGAAAGCUCCGGAGCUGAAGGAGAGGUUGGAGGAGUCUGAGAAGUUGAUCCAGGAGAUGACUGUUUCCUGGGAGGAGAAACUGAGAAAGACUGAGGAGAUUGCACUGGAGAGACAGAAGCAGCUGGAGAGUCUGGGCAUCUCUCUGCAGUCGUCAGGAAUCCGUGUCGGAGAGGAUAAAUGCUUCAUGGUCAAUCUGAAUGCUGACCCCGCCCUUAACGAGCUGCUGGUUUAUUACCUAAAGGACCACACAAUGGUGGGCUCAGCGGACUCGCAGGAUAUUCAGCUGUGUGGCAUGGGCAUCCAGGCUGAGCACUGUGUCAUCAACAUCACCCCCGAGGGAGCGGUUUUCAUCAAUCCAUACAAGAAUUCCAGGACGUGUGUAAACGGCUCUCCAGUCACCAGCCAGCAGCAGCUUCACCAUGGCGACCGCAUCCUGUGGGGCAACAAUCACUUUUUCAGAAUAAACCUUCCGAAGCGACGCCCUCGUCCUGUGGCUGAGGAGGAGGAAGGAGAGGGGGGUAACAUGAAGAACAGCUAUAGCAGUGAACAGCUGGACGCGGAAGGAGAUACAGCCAGCGAAGUUUCCAGCGAAGUCAGCUUCAGCUACGAGUUCGCACAGACGGAGGUCAUGAUGAAGGCCCUGGGGAGCAACGACCCCAUGCAGGCCGUCCUGCAGAGUCUGGAGCGACAGCACGAGGAGGAGAAGCGCACCGCCCUGGAGCGUCAGCGGCUGAUGUACGAGCAGGAGCUGCAGCAGCUGCGCAGACGCCUCACCCCCGAACGCCAGAGCAUGCAGAACCAGCAGCAAUACCGCAGCAUGGAGAGACUCAGCCUGGGCGGGUCGGCGUCGUCUUCCCGUCUGCGCCAAUGGAGCGAGGAGCGGGAGGCGAUGCUGACGCGGAGCUUACGGAAACUUCGGGAACAGAUCGUCAAAGCCAACCUGCUGGUUCAAGAGGCGAGUUUCAUCUCAGAGGAACUGGACAAGAAAACCGAGUACAGAGUCACACUGCAGAUUCCUGCUGCAAACCUCAACGCCAACAGGAAGCGUGACGCUGUGCUGAGUGAACCUGCCAUCCAGGUGAGGCGGAAAGGCAAAGGUAAGCAGAUCUGGGCUCUGGAAAAGAUGGAGAACAGAUUGGUGGACAUGAGGGAGCUCUAUCAGGAGUGGAAGGACUACGAUGAGGACGAUCAUCUGAUGCGUUCAUACUUUAAAAGAGCAGACCCUUUCUUUGACGAGCAAGUCAAUCACAGUCUGAUUGGAGUGGCCAAUGUCUUCCUGUCCUGCCUGUUUUAUGACGUGAAGCUGCAGUACGCCGUGCCCAUCAUUAACCAGAAAGGAGAGGUGGCAGGACGGCUGCACGUGGAGCUUGUGCGUGUUGCUGGAGGUGUCGAAGAUUGCAUGGGUGAAGGUGAAGAUGGAGACAGCAGCCCUGAAGGAGAUCAGCUUGAACGCAAGCUUGUUUGUAUGAUUAAGAUCCUGCAGGCUACAGGCCUCCCCCAGUACCUGUCCAACUUUGUUUUCUGUCAGUACUCUUUCUGGGACCAGGCUGAGCCCAUCAUCGUGGCUCCCGAGGUGGACCCAUCUGCCACGUCUCCCACCAGCAAAGACCCUCACUGCAUGGUGGUGUUCGACAGCUGUAAGGAGCUGGCUGUGGCAGUAACAGAAGAUUUCAUCGAGUAUCUAACCGAGGGAGCGCUUGCUAUUGAAGUAUUUGGCCACAGGCAAGCUGAUCCAGGCAGGAACCUUGCCCUGUGGGAUCUCAGCAUUAUUCAGGCCAAAACUCGCACACUGCGUGACAGAUGGAGCGAAGUUACACGAAAGCUGGAAAUGUGGGUACAGAUCCUGGAGCUGAAUGAGAAUGGAGAGUACAUACCUGUGGAGGUGUUAUCAGCUGGAGAUGUUCGGACAGGGGGCAUCUUUCAGCUGCGACAGGGUCAGUCUCGGCGGGUGCAGGUGGAGGUGCGUUCGGUUCAGGAUUCUGGGACUAUGCCACUGAUAUCCGAGAUCAUUCUGGGCGUGUCUGCCGGGUGCGUGGAGAUCAGACAGGCUCGUCCUGUUAAAGGCAACGACUCGCAACAGCCGGAAGGCGAUGAAAUGGACAGCUAUCAGGAGCGAGACCUGAAUCGGCUGAGAGACCAGUGGCUGGACGCUCUCACUAAGAGACAGCAGUACUUGGACGAGCAUCUCCAGAGUCUUGUCAUCAAAACAGAUAAGUCUGAAGAUGAUAUGGAGCGUGAGGCUCAGCUGCUCGAGUGCCGUCUGACUCUCACUGAGGAAAGGAAUGCGGUGAUGGUGCCCUCUGCUGGCAGCGGCAUCCCGGGAGCUCCUGCGGAGUGGGUACCGGUGCCUGGGAUGGAAACUCACAUUCCAGUCCUCUUUCUUGACCUGAGUGCUGAUGAUUUUAACUCCCAAGACAAUCUGGAGGGUCCGGAAGCCGGAGGCUGGGAUGCUAUUCUGAGUGGAGAGGACGAGGAUGACUUCUUUGAUCUACAGAUCGUCAAGCACUACGAUGGAGAGGUGAAAGCUGAGGCUUCCUGGGACUCGACGGUCCACGAAUGUCCUCAGCUGAGUCGAGGUGGAGCUUCUGAUCAGAGGGUCUACCUGAUUGUGCGCGCCGUGGUGCAGCUAAGCCACCCGGCAGAAAUGCAGCUCGUCCUGCGCAAACGAAUUUGCGUGAAUCUUACCGGACGACAGGGUUUUGCCCAGAACCUCCUAAAGAGAAUGUCCACACGGAGCACUGUACCUGGCUGUGGGGUGACCUUUGAAGUUGUGUCCAAUAUCCCAGGGGAUGCUCAAAGCUCCGAGGACCGUGAGAUGCUCGCCAGAAUGGCCGCCAACGCCGAGAACCCUAAAUCAUCUGACAACGAGGCGGCCAUAGAGAAAUACCUGCGCAGUGUCCUGGCCGUGGAAAACAUCCUCACACUGGAUCGUCUAAGACAGGAGGUGGCUGUAAAGGAGCAUUUGGCCGGUAAAGGAAAGGGAAGCAGACGGAGCCUGAGCUCUCCAAGUGUGCACAGGUUAUCUGGGAGCAGACAGGAUCUGUCUCUAAACUCCAGCCUGGAGGACAACAAGAAUCGAUGGGAAAGUCAGCAGGACAUCUUUUUGUCGGCUCCUCAGUAUAACCGCACGCUGCCUCGGCCCAGCAGAGAAUCCACGCCACCUCCACAAAGCCAGAGCCCACCACAAACCCAUGAUCAAGAACAAGGCCUUUCAGGGCUUGCCGCUUCUUAUCUUUCCCCAGUCAAGGCCCUCGUCCCUCAGAUGCCCAAGCUGCUGAAAUCUCUUUUCCCUGCUCGCGAAGACAAGAAGGACCUGCGUCCAUCCCCACAAUUACAACAGCAUGUGCCUCGUAUCAUGAUGCAAACUAGCAGCAGCCCGGAAGAAAACAGAGUUCGAGCAGAACCGGUGCCAGUCAUCGGGAGGAGUCCCGGCUCAGAGAAGCUCUCAGACAACCCUCAUGUAUCCAGCUCCUCUGUGCAGGACUCCCAUGAUCUGCCCCUCAGCCCCAUCAGUGAAGCUUCCAGUGGUUAUUUUUCCACCAGCGUCUCCACCGCAACCCUCUCUGAUGUCUCUGCCGCGUGCGGGGACCUUUUCUCGAGCCCAAACACCAACGAUGCGUCUAGACGGAGUGCAGACGAGAGUGUGGAUGCCUCUGUUCCUCUCAUAGAAACUGGGAACGAGGAACCGCAGCAGAAUAUGAAAUCCAAAGACCUUCAGCCAGCGCCUCGGAAUGGCGUUGCAUGUUCUCACUCCGAAGCAAAACUUAUAACCGUCCCUCCUUUAGUACCUAAAGCUGCUACAGAUUACACGUUCUCUCUCCAGAGGGUCAAAGCCUCCAACCUCAAGUCCUUCAGCCCCAUCAUGCCUGAGGAUGAGAAGGAGAAAAGAGAAAGAGGCAGGACAGAAGGCAGCUAUGAUGAAAUAAGCAGAGAUGCUGAAGUCCCUCACUGGCUCAGAGUCGGAGAAAGCGUCAUGGUGGCCAACAGUAAGUGUGGCACAGUGCGUUACGUCGGAGAAACGGAUUUCUCAGAGGGCAUCUGGGUCGGAGUCGAGCUCGACAUUCCUGCAGGUAAAAACGAUGGCUCUGUAGGGGGCCGUGAAUAUUUUCGCUGUAACCCCGGUUACGGAGUCCUCGUGCGGCCGGACCGAGUGAGUCGGCGCGAUGCGUCCAGAAAGCACGUGGAAAACCGGCAUAGCGGCGAAUUCCUCCAGGUGAAACCGGAUUCAGGCCUGACCAAUCAGAAGGCAGAGAACCGGAAAUCCUGGAGCAAUUAAACGUUCAAUGUUCCUUCUUGUACGAAGACAAAAACUAAUUCAUGCACUUGUGCUAUAUGACUCUGAUGCUUGGUUCCACACGGAGAAGCUACAGCAUUCCUUGGUUCUCACCUCUACACCAGCUUACCUGCUCACGUCCUGAGUUGCAUCUCAACACUGAAUAAACUUCGAUAGCAAAGAACCCUGUUCUCCGGGGUCAACCGCUCGGUUUUAUCCUGCCCUAAAUCAAGUCUUUUUGUAGGCUUGUGUUUUACGUGAUUAUGCAUGAUUAAUCCUUCUCUCCUUUAGUCAAUAAUCUGUGCUGAGAAUCCCGAAUGUGCCUUGUGAUUCUUUCUUUUUUUUUUUUUCUCUCCGUCCCUCUUUAACACUAGCGAGAAAGCCUUUUGUCAGCACGUGGUCUGAUCUCAGGGAUUGGACAGAGAUAACAGUUGGGUUUGAAAAGCAGGUUCUGCAUCAGAAGAUGCCAAACUUAUGGUUUAUGCAUAUAUAAAUAAAAUACUAGGUAUGUUGUUUUGAAGGCCUGUUCACACCAAACUUUUUUACAAUCUAUUGUGGUUUUUAACGCAUAAUUCCAAGUCCUUUAAUUAAUGUCAUACUGAAAGGUUGAUUGCUUAUGUUUGGAGCAGUAUGACGCAUAUUAAAAAAAAAAUUAAAUGGUGCUUUUAGCAGAGGCAAGAAGUGUACGGUUAUGGUUACGGCAUUAUUUUAGCUUUAAAUAAAAAAAUUGGAUCAAUUUAAUUUAUUAAAACUAGAUGUACAGGUAAACACUUUUAAGGAUCAGAUCCCUGAAGGUUGUUUAAGCUUUUUUUCUUUUUUCCCUCUCAUGUGGAAAAAAUGCAUACCAAGUAUGUGUAGGGGGGAAAAAAUGUUGCGUUUCAUGAUGUUUGGUAUGAACAGGCCUAAAGACAGGGAGUUGCAUGUUCAGUGCUAUAUUUAUUGCAUGUGGGAGAGUAAGAAAAAAAGAUUGUGUUGGGAGAAAGUUCUGUAGCUCCUAUGUUGGGAGAGGCCACUACAUACCUCAGAGCAUGUAGCAUGUAGACCCGAGUGAUUUCACAGUUCAGUUUAACUGGGCAAAGAGGUUUUAACGUUGCACUGGAAUUCACGAGACACCAGUGUGAUCAUUUCAACGACAUGAAGUCCAGUCUUCCACAAAGAGCUUUGAAACUAGUGAAGGCUCCAACGUUAGAAAUAAUGUAAGAGGACCAAUCCCUGGCGUUAUCCAAGGCUACACUGUAAUACGUUUGCGUAAAGCGAAUAAACGGAACGAAAGUCAUUCCAAGAGAAAGUAUUAAAUGUUUUGCAUCAUCGCGCAGUCGGAGAUGCGCAUACUUCGAUAUGAAGGAUCCCGAAUGAACGUUCUUGCACAUGGGAGCAGACCAGAACGAUGGGUUAUACCAUUUCAUUGUAAUCCUUACCCUGUGUUCACGCCAGCACACGACAAGCCGAUCAUGACACGCGUCUGAUGUUGCACGCUCCAGUUUCGAGAAGUUCUGUAGAUCUACACACCUUCUAAUGCUAACUAGUUCACCUCGGAUAAUUCGAGUUUAUCUUCCGUUUUUUUUGGACAUCAGUUAUUUUCAUCAAAUACGGUUCAGAUUUGUCGCUCGUUAGUGUGAACACAGGGUCAUUAAUGUGAUUUUCUUAAAUCUAAUGCAAUAUUGAUUUGAUUAAAGUAUAUUUUAAUGAUUAUAGAUACCUAUGUGGAAUUUUUAUAAACGUUUUUUCAAUUUAGGAUUCCCUCUUUGAAUUAAAACAUUGCACAUUUGAUUUAGAUUAGACAUGACCCCACCCAGUGGGUGUUGUUUUUUUUGUUUGUUUGUUUUUCCCCCCUUUGUUUUAUAGAGGGUUCAAUUCUAACCUAGAACCCGGUGCUGAAAUAAAAAGCCAUCAUCUGUUUAGCUCAGAGAAAGAAAAUUGGUAUUUAUUUUUCUUUUCAGUAACUACAGUCUUCUAACUGACAGAGCUUUUUAUUAAAAGUGUGUGUGUGUGUGUGUGUGUGUGUGUGUGUGUGUGUGUGUGUUUGUGCUCUCAUUAGACAGAGCUUCUUCAUCUUGUCAUUGCACAAGUCUUCAAAACUUUGUCUUGAAAAUAUAUCUUGUAUUUGGUAAAAGUCAUAUCUGUGCCUUGUGCAGUGAGAUAUAUAAUAAACUUACGCACAUGUUGGUCAGAA